Molecule: messenger RNA, 692 nt
Organism: Durusdinium trenchii
Lineage: Eukaryota; Dinophyceae; Suessiales; Symbiodiniaceae
Source: the annotation of a GenBank genome assembly
AGGCCUCUUGUGUGAGGUGUGUGCUGGGCGACUUCACGGCACUGGACGCCGAGCCGAGCCGAGCUUGCCUGGAGGCAACUGGCUAUGCAGGAAGCGUAUCAGCGCGCCUCCGGCAGCUUUGGUGGCUACACAGAGCACAGCAAGACCCUGGUGGCGGGGCAAACAGGACUGGAGAUGUACCAGGCGGUUGCUGCCUGCUUGGCGCGGGACCUGGCCGCCUGCCAGGCGCGCUUGCUGGCGCCACCUGGACCGCUGCUGCGCUUGGGAGGUUCCCUGAUCUUCCAAGUGGAAGCUGGUAGCCAUGGCAGGUUGGGCGGGAUGGCCACGAAAGUGGCCGCAGCAGUGCAGAAUGCCUCAGAGGGCAAAUUGGCCUUCCAGCGGGUCAUUGAGGAUGAGAAGAAAAUGGAAGGGGUCUCAGCAUCCGGGGUUUUUCAUUGCCAGGGAAGAGAAGGAGCGGGGCAUCCUCUUGAAAUGGGCCUUUGCGGAUUGAACGGGCUAACGGGCAGAACCAGCACUCACUCGGCGCUCUUGAGACCCUACAGGUCCCAGAGGAUCUGACACGGAGGAGGUGACAGGGCCAGCCAAACACCGGAGGAGCACGGCACAGCUUGAUGUGGUGCAUCCUCUCAGUGCGGAUUGGAAAAGGACAUGCCGCUGUUUGCACGGAGCUCCAGUCCAGGAUGCUCUCGGCC